AUGAGAGAAGCUUGUGAAUUAGGGAAAGGUACUGAUGAAUAUUUUGCAAGACCUCUUGAAGAUAAUUUAUUUGAAUGGCAUUUUACUGUUCAUGGACCACCUAUGUCUGAAUUCGAAGGCGGAGUUUAUCAUGGAAGAAUUUUAUUACCUACAGAAUAUCCAAUGAAGCCUCCUAAUAUUAUUUUACUAACGCCAAAUGGUCGUUUUGAAACACAUAAAAAAAUUUGCCUUAGCAUAACAGGAUAUCAUCCAGAAACGUGGCAGCCAUCUUGGUCUAUUAGAACUGCCUUAUUAGCAUUAAUUGCAUUUAUGUCAUCUCCAGGAAAUGGUGCAAUAGGGUCUCUUGAAUACACUUCAGAAGAAAGAAAACUCCUUGCUAAAAAAUCAAUUAAUUGGGAAUGUAAUAAAUGUGGAAAAAUUGCUAAUUUAUUAUCAAAAUUUAAAUGUGAACCAAUUACAAAAGAAGAAAGCAAUUUAAUUAAUAGGAUAUCAUUAAAAGCAGAAGAUACAGCCAAAACUGAAUUAGAAAAAAAUUUAGAAAAUAAUAAAGAAGAAGACCUUUUUGAAAUGACAAAUAGUAAAAAUUCGACUAUUCCAUGUGGUCAAAAUUCUAAUGAAUCAGCGUCACAAACUGUGCCUGAAGUAGUUGCUGAAUCUAAUGAUGAUACCCUGAAGAGUUUUAUGUGGCUUUUAAUUGCAAUUAUUACUCUAUUAUUGGCCAGAAGGCUUUUCUUUCUUUAA
Molecule: messenger RNA, 741 nt
Organism: Pediculus humanus corporis (human body louse)
Lineage: Eukaryota; Metazoa; Arthropoda; Insecta; Psocodea; Pediculidae
Product: ubiquitin-conjugating enzyme E2 J1, putative
Exons: 2
Coding region: 1-741 (246 amino acids)
Source: RefSeq, a predicted model, not a curated record